CAUGUCUCAAGUCUUACCUAUUGAUAAAAAACAACUUCGAGCUUGUUUAUUAUGUUCUUUAAUAAAGAAUGCUUCUCAGUUUCGAGCUAAUGGUUGUGAAAAUUGUGAAGACAUCUUGCAAAUGAGAGGCAGUAUGGAUCGUGUCUCUGAAUGUACAAGUGGGAAAUUCGAAGGUGUGAUAGCUUUAAUGCACCCAAGAGAUAGUUGGGUAGCAAGGUGGCAACGCAUUGAUAAAUUUCAAAAAGGCGUAUAUGCUAUUGUAGUGUAUGGCAGAGUACCAGAAGAUGUGGAAGACGAAUUAGAUCGACGCGGAAUUACAUAUAGACCAAGAGAUGGCAGUGUAAAAGAUUAA
Molecule: messenger RNA, 352 nt
Organism: Gilbertella persicaria
Lineage: Eukaryota; Fungi; Mucoromycota; Mucoromycetes; Mucorales; Choanephoraceae
Product: Spt4/RpoE2 zinc finger-domain-containing protein
Exons: 3
Biological process (GO): regulation of transcription elongation by RNA polymerase II; positive regulation of DNA-templated transcription, elongation; mRNA processing
Cellular component (GO): nucleus; DSIF complex
Molecular function (GO): RNA polymerase II complex binding; zinc ion binding
Source: RefSeq, a predicted model, not a curated record